Molecule: messenger RNA, 203 nt
Organism: Drosophila simulans
Lineage: Eukaryota; Metazoa; Arthropoda; Insecta; Diptera; Drosophilidae
Exons: 1
Coding region: 1-96 (31 amino acids)
Source: RefSeq, a predicted model, not a curated record
AUGUCAGUGCUAAGCCAGCUGCUGCUCAACUUCAACCAGAAAGCCCAGACCAGGAGCCACCACAACAUAGAGCUGAUAAAUUCGUUCAUAACAUAACGAUAAGCCGACCUGCUCCUGCUUCACCUGAUCUAUCAUCGUCCAACGUUGGGGAGAAAUUUGCAAACAUUUUUUACCGGAAGAGAAAAAAGAAAUCAAAUCAAAGG